GUUUGAUGGUCCGCGCGACUUAACAUGUACGAGGGGUGUCAAACGCGUUGGGUCACAAGAACCGCUAUGUGAAGGAAUAUCUUUUGACUUCGCAAGUACUUGGGAAGCCAGAGCCGCCGUUGCCUUGUUCUCUAGCUGUGCUCUCAUUCUCUUCAAUCAUCUCAUCUUACUCGAAAUACCGACCUGGCGUCGUUUGUUAAUACUUCAAAACUAUGGCACCACAUGAAUACGCAGAGGUACGGCUUGGUGAACCACACUACGCCCACUCAUCGUCAUCAACAGAGGUCGAGUCUCUGGUGGGAAGGGACAAAGAAUGGUCAACACACGAGUACCAUAACAAAAGAAACAUUAUAUGUCCACCUCUUCUAGGAGCAUUGCGAUGGGUUCUCGUGAUCGGACUACAACUCAUCAUCAUCGGUCUGUUAGCGAAAGAGCAAGGACUUCUCAAAGACUCGAAAUGGUGGAGGAGCAGCACAACAAGCGCAAACGAAGUCGGUGGUGACAUUACGGGCUGGGGACCACACAUCCCAACUCAGAUCACAAAAUUCCAAAUCAACCAAACUUUCGCACCCUCCAACACAUCCGAAUUCUUCAAGCCCGAAACGCUCCAAGCCUGGAACGAGCUCAUGCCCGUCGGCAUGGGCUUCCAGCAGAUCCCCGACCCAUCCACGUACCACGACCUCCCCACGCCCAUAAUCUGGCCCAACGCCACCGUCUACACAACCUCCAUGACGCACCAGCUCCACUGCCUCUACGCAGUCGUGCAAGUCUACAGCGCCAUGAAGUCCGACCACGCCCUCGAAGAAGACCACCACUGGCACAUGAUACACUGCUUCGAUUACAUGCGGCAGGCGAUCAUGUGCAGUGCGGAUAUGGCGCUCGAGGGCCUGGAGACGACGUUCCCGGAUCAUAAUGGUGGGAGUGAUGGGUGGGACUCUAAGCAUGUGUGUCGGGAUUAUAGUAAGGUCAGGGAGAGGUUGGAGAGCGUUAGGGCGUAUGAUGAUCAGGAGAUAUUCUGAGGCUGUGGAUGGCAUGUUGGGGUUAUCUGGAACGUAUAGCUUAGAUGAGCCUGGUCUACGGGUUUUGGAGGAGUUCAUUUCGCUGUCGCAAGGUGGACAAUCAUGCCGUCAAGAUCAUGGAUGCUGGGUAAGAGGAUACAUGUUCAGUGCUUCGAGUAAGUACUUUAGGCAGGUAGUGUUAUUAUGGUU
This is a messenger RNA of Dothidotthia symphoricarpi CBS 119687, 1208 nucleotides long. RefSeq lists its product as uncharacterized. The record is from RefSeq and is a predicted model, not a curated record. The coding region runs from base 213 to 1019 and encodes 268 amino acids. The transcript is spliced from 3 exons. Gene Ontology annotation, biological process: mycotoxin biosynthetic process. Lineage: Eukaryota; Fungi; Ascomycota; Dothideomycetes; Pleosporales; Dothidotthiaceae.